GGUACAUUAUAUUAUGUAUUUUUAAUUUUUAAAAAUAAUGGUUUUUKAUGUAUUUUAACAUUUUGUUUUAGUGGUGGGUCAAAAGAAAUUAAAGUGUUUGAAGAUAUAAUUAAGUUCAAAAACUUAACUGGUUGUUCAAGUGUUAUGAUAGCACGUACAGCGGAAAAAAAUUGUUCUAUAUUUAAACAGGACGGGAAAUUAGAAUUAUUUACUGUAAUAAGAGAUUACCUACGCCAUGCUAUUGACUACGACAAUGUUGCUCCGAAUACAAAAUACUGUAUUCAAAAUAUGCUUCAAAAUAUUCAAGAAACAGAACAGGGGAGAAAUUUUUUGGAGUCAACAUCCUUACAACAAAUUUGUGAUCUAUGGGAUAUAGGUGAUUACUGUCGUCAAAAACAAAARAAAAUGAACUAUCUUCGUUUUGAAGAAAGAGAUGUUGUGUGUAAUGACCAAAAACGAACUAAGGUGAAUUCUGUUGACGGAGAUGAAUCAAAUUAUGAUCAUAGUUUAAAGUGUAUGUAUAUACGAUCAUUAUAUCCAAGACCUGAAGACUUGCCAAAAACUAAACUGUUAAAUUGGGCGAAAAAACACAAUAAGCCAUUACCAAAAUAUCAUACUGAACAACGUGAAAAACUUUUCAAGAGUACAKUGACAUUCGACAAUCAAAAAUAUUCAUCAUCCUUUUGGGAAAAAAAUAAAAGAUGGGCAGAGCAGGGUUCUGCAAUUGUCUGUUUACAUUACUUGAAGGUUUAUGACAUUGACUACAUGAAAAUGAAUGGAAUUCUUGGUUAAUAAUACAUUUUUAUUGUCUUGAAAUUUUCUUUUCAACUAAAUAAAAUUAAUAUUAUAACAUUAAA
Messenger RNA from Diuraphis noxia (Russian wheat aphid), 857 nucleotides. It is a transcript of the gene Dus2, whose product is annotated as Dihydrouridine synthase 2. Gene Ontology annotation, biological process: tRNA dihydrouridine synthesis. Gene Ontology annotation, cellular component: cytoplasm. The record is from RefSeq and is a predicted model, not a curated record. Gene Ontology annotation, molecular function: flavin adenine dinucleotide binding; tRNA binding; tRNA dihydrouridine synthase activity. NCBI's taxonomy places the organism in Eukaryota, Metazoa, Arthropoda, Insecta, Hemiptera, Aphididae.